Messenger RNA from Coregonus sp. 'balchen', 1239 nucleotides. Lineage: Eukaryota; Metazoa; Chordata; Actinopteri; Salmoniformes; Salmonidae. The record is from the annotation of a GenBank genome assembly.
AUGAACAAUGACUACACUGAGGUCAGUCCCUCUGAUCCCUCCAUCGACACCUACACCACCCCGCUGUUCGCCGUGAAGGCCGAGAUCGGCUACCAGCACAAGAAGCGUCGCUACGUCCGCAAAGAUGGCAACUGCAAUGUCCUGUUCCGCCAUGUCCCUGAGGAGUGGCUCAUGUACGUCACCGACAUCUUUACUACGCUGGUGGAGAUCAGGUGGAGGGUUAUGUUCCUCAUCUUCACCCUCUCUUACAUUCUCUCCUGGCUCUUCUUCGGCAUCCUCUACUGGUUGAUCGCCCUGGCUAAUGGCGACAUGAAGGACCCUACCAACGCCCCUUGUAUGUACGAGGUGAGGGACUUCACUGCGGCUUUCCUAUUCUCAUUGGAGACCCAGACCUCGAUCGGUUACGGUUUUAGAGGGAUGUCGGAGAACUGCAUGGUGGCAAUCAUCGUCGUGACCGUGCAGGAUGUCAUCAGCUGUUUUAUUGAUACAUUUGUCAUCGGUAUCGCUGUGGCGGAGAUGGCAUCGACACGGAAACUGACGCAGACGGUAGGCUUCAGCAACUGCGCUGUCAUCAACCUGCGAAACGGACGUUUGUGCCUGUCAUGGAGGAUCGGGGACUUCCGCCGGCACCACAUGGUGGAGGGGACGGCUCGUGCCCAAAUCUUCCGCCCCACCAUGCAUGCCACGGGGAGGGUGGACGUCAACUACAAGGACCUGGAAAUCAAACAGAGUGAUAUCCUUUUAGCCAUACCAACCACCAUCUUCCACAUUAUUGAGCCCAGUAGUCCACUCUACCGCAUGAGCCUGGAGGAUCUUCGGAAAGACGAUUUUGAGCUUGUGGUGUCCUUCACCUACACGGAUGACUCGACGGGCAUCCUGCGCCAGACUCGCACCUCCUACACACCCGACGAGAUCCAUUGGGGACAGCUGUUCCAAGAGAUGCUGAAUGUAAACCUGGAGUACUACAAGGUAAACUAUUCCAUGUUCCACCACAUUGCUAAGGUCCUGGUUCCGGAGGUCAGUGCUGAGGAGUACGAUCAAAUAAAGCUUCGGCGUUCCCCACGUCACUCCCCGCGCCCCAAGCGCCCGAGCAUGGAUGGCACACCCCCGAUGGUGACUGUGGAACUGGUCAAAGGCACCACAGAACCUGAGGUACAGGCAGCCACGGUUGCUACUAUCGCAGCAGUUUGUGAGGACCACGGACAUUUGUGUCUUCCAAGGAACCCCAUUCUGACGUAG